Nerophis ophidion (straightnose pipefish) is the source of this 4911-nucleotide messenger RNA. RefSeq names its product mitotic deacetylase associated SANT domain protein a (gene mideasa). Gene Ontology annotation, biological process: negative regulation of DNA-templated transcription; regulation of transcription by RNA polymerase II. Gene Ontology annotation, cellular component: histone deacetylase complex; transcription regulator complex. The record is from RefSeq and is a predicted model, not a curated record. NCBI's taxonomy places the organism in Eukaryota, Metazoa, Chordata, Actinopteri, Syngnathiformes, Syngnathidae. The coding region runs from base 1395 to 4301 and encodes 968 amino acids. The transcript has 13 exons. Gene Ontology annotation, molecular function: transcription corepressor activity.
UCUCACCGAAAACUGCCGGUUGACAUGUAGUCGGGAUCCAUGUUCGCUUGACCGCUCUGAUCCAUUCUAAACUUUCAUCUUCGGGAACUUUAAACAAGGAAACACCGGCUGUGUUUUUGUGGCUAAAGGCUAAAAGCUUCCCACCUCCAUCUUUCUACUUUGACUUCUCUAUUAUUAAUUGAAAAAAAUUGCAAAAGAUUCAGCAACACAGAUGUCCAGAAUACUGUGUGAUUAUGCGAUUAAAGCAGACUACUUAUAGCUUGGAUCGGGCUGGAAAAUAAUGAGACGUCAAACGCACCCAUCAUCAUACCUCGACGUUUUCAACACGACAAUUCGUGGGAAAUUUAAAAUUGCAAUUUAGUAAACUAAAAAGGCCGUAUCGGCAUGUGUUGCAAUGUUAAUAUUUCAUCAUUGAUAUAUAAACUAUCAGACUGCGUGGUUGCUAGUAGUGGCUUUCAGUAGGCCUUUAAGGUCAUUUGAAAACAUCACCACACAUUAUAAUGGCAGCUACACUUUCCAUCUAAAAAAAAUAACAUUUGGGAAUUUCCGGCGGGCCAUAAUAGAAAGUUAACGGGCCGCAUUUGGCCCCCGGGCCUUAAUUUGUGCAACCUCGGAACCACAGUACUGUAAUCAACUGCAAUAUUGAUGAGACUCCGCCUCCUCGGGCUGCCCGCCUCGCCAAAACAAGCGUACACGGAUGCAGUUGUGGGCGGGGCCAAGUCAGCAGGUUGGAAAACAGGAUAAGCUGUGAUCUGUUUGUGGGUGAGGCACUGCGUUCGGGGGCUCUUUUGCACCACUUUUUUUGUUUUUUUUCGGUCCUCUUGCACUUUUUUUUUUUUUUUUGCCGUGCGUUCGCGUUCCGUUGAGCCGACCGUCGCCACUUUCGACUGGUGCACUUUGACUGCGCAACGCUGCGUUCAUGUGCGGAAACUGCAGCGUAUUCACACGCCGUCACUAAAGUCGGUCAAGGGGGAAAAAGUUGUAGACGUUUUUUUUUUUUUUUUCUUCCUUUUUUUUUUUUUUUUUUUUUUCUUAUUCUUCCGCUGGAUACAAUGAAUAACGUUGUAACUACGGUGUAAGAAAAAAGAAAGGAGAAAAAAAAAAAAAAAAAAAGCACCUUCCGGUCCUUUCGAUGAUUCCACCCGUAUAGACUGCACGCCAUAUUUAACUGCUGGGAAGAAGAAAAAAAAAACUCCGGGGUGGAGAGAAAGUUGCUCAGUUGUUGCGCACAAUCAUGGAUCUCCACGAUUUUCUUUGCGAAGAAACACCGGCCACGGAGAAGCCAGCGUCUCGCGUAUGAGGUGCGGCACGCUAAAGAGGAUGGGCGUCACACGCCAGUGGUAAUUUCCCACCCAAAAAAAAAAACAACAAAAAAAAGUCAACCGCAGGAUACAAUGAGUCUUCCUCCUCAGAGCGGCAAGCAUCGCGCGGCGGCCAUGAAGGAGCCCGUGCAACAUGCCGGGGACGUUUAUUACGGACUGGGACCUUUGGCUAUGGAGUCGGGCCAGAGCGACAUGGCGGGAAGCUCGGGGGUUUUUAACCCGGAGAAGGCGCCGCAGGUCCUGCCGUCCUAUCAACAGGUGGCUCCCGUCAAGUGGGUGCACCAGGACUCCACCAACUGGUCUCAAGAAGCCCCCGUGCCUGGGUGGGGGCAGAACUUUGGGCCCUACAUGAAUGCCCGCGGCUUCCAUAAGAUGGCGGGCGACAAUCAGCAGCAGCAGCAGCCGCCGCCCCCAGAAGCGUACCGGGACGCCGCCCGGGGUCAAGCCCAGGGGCGGGGGCUGGAGUGGGAGCAGCAGGCGGCGGCUGCCAUGCACCAAGCCCAGAUGCAGGCGUACCAGCACGGACACAAAGACCUGCAAGGGACGCCGCACAACGUGCAGGGGUCCAUGCUGCAGCCUUUCCAGGCCACCUUCAGCAAGCAGCAGUUCUCCUCGGGGUACUACCCGGUUUUUACGGGCAACAAGGGAAUGCAGGGCUUAACGUACGGGGAGCAGCCGAAAACACAACAACAACAACAACAGCAGCAGCAGCAGCAGCAGCUGCUACACCAGAUGCAGCAGCAGCAGCUGCAGCAGCAACUUAAGCAGCAGCAGCAGAUGCAACAAAUGCAGCAGCUGCAGCAGCAUCAAUACCACCAGCAGCAACUCCACGAGCGGCAGCAACAAAUGCAGAAUAUGCAGCAAGCACAGACUCUACCCCAGCAGGACAUCCAACCCGCUAAUUUUGCCCAUUUCAACCUCUGCCCGCCUGAAAAAAAGGACUCCGCGCCAUCCCUGGAGGUCCAACCCAGGCAGCAGGGUCCUGGAGGUCUCCACCCCGCGCCGGCCCCUCCCCGACGCUCGCGCCGCCUCUCCAGAGACGGACAGUCGCCUCAGUCCCCGCCGGCCGCCGCCCACAUGUGGGCCCCCAAGGAGGCCGCCCAGAACGGAGUAGCGGGGGCUCAGGCGGCCGCCCGGGGAGGAGACGGCCUGGCGGCGACGGGGGGAGUCAUCCAGAGCACCCGCAGGAGGAGGAGGGCGUCGAAGGAGAUCAACUUGGAGACCCUGGCCCAGAAGGCUUCGGAAAUGCCCUCCCUGCCCGAGUCCCUGUCGGCGGCUCUCAAAACCGAGCAGGGAGACGGUCCUCGAGGCAAGCACGCCGCUAUGGUCCCUUUAGUCAUGCCCGUGUCCGUGCCGGUGCACAGGAGCCAAGCGGCGCCGCAGGGAGCCGCGUCGCACGGACGAGCGGCGCAGGCGGAGCGGCCCGCGGCGCAGCCGGACUGCAAACCGUCCGUCAUCGUGGCUCGACGGAAAUCCCUCAGAAACACGGACGGAGAAAGCGACCAGGGUUUAGAUGAAGAGGGUAAGGCCAAACUGAAGCGGCGCCCCCGGCCGGAGCCGCUCAUCAUCCCUCCGCCCAGACCCUCCACCUUCAUCCCGGCCUCCGUUUACUCCAGCAUCAGCGCCUACCAGAGCAACCUCCGCUCCCCCAUCCGCCUGCCGGACAACCCCAUGACCUUGCCCCCUUACACGCCCCCGCCCAUACUAUCUCCCGUGAGGGAAGGCUCCGGACUCUACUUCUCCGCUUUUCUCACCAACUUUGCCGUGAGCAACCAAAUCCUCCCGCCGCCGCCACCCACGCCCAAGUCGUCCGCCAGGAGUCUCCUGCGCUCCACGAGUUCAGACAUCACACCGCCGGUCCUGCCUUUGAUCACCGACGCUACGCCUGUGAGCCUUGAACCCCGCAUCAACAUCGGGCAGCAGCACCAGGCGGAAAUUCCCGAGUUGGUGCAACAACACUCGGCCCAGUCAGACCAGCACCAGGCCGACCUGGUUUGGCUCCCUUUAGAUGACACACGGCUGCAACACCAAGAACCGGACAGCGUGGAGAAUCUGAUGAAAAUGGCGUGUUCCAGUGUGAUCCAUGGCGGAGGAACCAACCAGGAGCUGGCUUUGCAUUGUUUACACGAAAGUGGAGGAAAUUUGCUCGAGACACUCAGACGUCUGCUGCUUCAAAAGCCAAUCUUCCCCAAAGGCCAUCACCUGGCAGGUUAUCACUACUCGGGCUCCGACAGUUGGAGUGCGGAAGAGAAGCACUACUUCAAUAAAGGGAUCUCUGCCUACAGGAAGGACUUCUUCUUGGUGCAAAAACUGGUGCAGACCAAGACCGUGGCUCAGUGUGUUGAGUUCUACUACGCGUACAAGAAACAAGUGAAGAUCGCCCGGGAUGGGAUUUUAACCUUCGGCCCUUCUGACUCACCUGUGGAUAAAUACACAGAGGCUGUGGUGGACAUUAAGAAUUCCCAGCAGUCCAAACCGUCUCAGGUCGAGGUGAAGAAGGAGACGUCCUACGACCCUGCGAGCAAUCAGCAGGCCACGGUGGCUCAGUGUCUGAAAGCUCACGACUACGCGGGAACCGUGCUGGUGAUCAAAGAACCGGAAAACGCCAUCAAGGAGGUCGGUUACGCGCCGAUGCCACAGAGGCCUCGUGCUGACGCGGCGGCGAAGAAGAGCAAAGCGCCUGUAAAGCCCCCACAAGACCCUGAUGCCGUGUUUCCAUGCAAGAAGUGUGGCAGGGUGUUCAACAAAGUGAAGAGUCGGAGCGCCCACAUGAAGAGUCACGCCGAGCAAGAAAAGAAGGCGGCGGCUCUUCGCCAGAAGGUGGCGGAGGAGCAGGCGGCGGCGCUGGCCGCUCAAGCACGGAAGGAAGCCACGUUGGCGGCGGCUGCUCAUCAGGACGGAGCGGAGAACCAGGCGGGGAUGAGCAGCCAGGAGGACUCAUCCGAGGUGGAGGACGACAAUGACAAGGACUGGCGCUGAGACUAAAACUGCGGAAGAGUAGAAGACAUGCAAGAGAACAAUCAAAGAGAGGAACAAGCACAAGAACCUUCUAGGUCUUCCUGUUGGCCUCUUGCACUAAUUUCCUGGCUGACGGUUCCACUCGUCUUAACGCCUCUCAGCAGGCUGGCACUCCACAUUUUUCCACACCGUUCUAUCUUUUAAAAUAUUCAAGAGAACUUUAUUUUUGUCUAACUGCACUUACACAGUACGCUUAUUUUUUUUUUUUUUUUGCCGACGUUGCCUUUUUUUAUAUAACCUUUAUUUAAUUGACUAGAUUUUUCCCCGGGUAUUGUUGGUGUUUCAUGAUGGAUAGCCUGUUCAACAAUGUUUCGCACAGAACAAAAAAAAAAAAAUGUAGGGCUCAUAUUUUAAAAAAAACUAAAUGAGCGCUUGUAUUCCAAAUAUGUUUGGUGUGAAUGUUGCAGAGUUUGGUUGUUUUUCUCUUUUUACAACCUUUAAAUUUAAAUUGUACAAACAAGUAUAUACAAAUUGUAAUAUUUAUGCAUUUUUCAAUAAUGUCGUUAAUAUAAAAAAAUAAAUCUGUUGCAAUAUAACUUGGAAUUGGAAAAAAAUAAAAACUGUAAAUUUG